UUACAUUAUUUCUAAUAUGUGAUUGGCGGGUGCAUGUGCAAAGGCGUGACGACUGCUCGUUGGGGCUUGCGAUUGGAUGGUAUACAGGAAGAAUAAUGUAAAAUAAUUUUACCCGGAAAGACUGUUCAAUGUCACAUGGAAAUAGAUAAAGCUAAGUUUUAAAAAUAUAGAAUAUGAACUUAGCUCACGUAAAAAGUUGGAUACAGAGCAAAUACACGUACUUAUACUGGGUAUGAUCAACACGUUUUUAACUUGGAUAACUUAAGCAAGUCAUCUCGUGUAGAUAUUCACCCCUAGCGAGGUAACAGACCAUCUGUUUCUUGAAUGAAAUCGCUGAAUCCAUCUCGUUUGACUCUGCACUACAGUGUGUUAGGUAUUCUUACAGGCACAAUGAAGCUAGCAAAUAUUUCAUUUAUAAGAAAUUUUACGGGGUCAUUUUAUGGCUCUGUUUUACGAUUCCAAAACUGUGAUACAGAAUACUUAAGACUCUCGCGGCGACUCAUGUGCAAGUAUAGGAAAGAGGCGCUGUACUACGUUACUACUCCAAUAUUCUACGUGAAUGCUGCUCCCCACAUUGGACACCUGUACUCCGCUUUGACGGCAGACUGCCUGCACAGGUACAAACUUAUGCGUGGUUUCAGGUCAAAAUUCUCCACAGGUACUGAUGAGCAUGGACUAAAAAUCCAGCAAGCAGCUGAUGUUGCUGGGAAGGAACCACUGGUAUUCUGUGCAGAGGUGUCAAGUAAGUUCCAGCAACUGUUCCAAAGGUGCAAUAUCUCCUACACGGACUACAUCAGAACCACAGAGGCCAGACAUCGCCGCGCCGUCGAGCAUUUCUGGACGAUGCUUCAGAACAAGGGCUUCAUCUACAAAGGUAGCUACGAAGGCUGGUAUUCUACGCAGGAUGAGAGUUUUCUCACGCCGUCACAGGUGGAAGACAGUACCGACUGCAAAGGGACAUCCAUCAAAAUAUCCGCUGAAAGUGGUCAUAAGGUGGAGUGGAUGAAGGAGGACAAUUACAUGUUCCGCCUCUCUGCAUUCCGGUCACUUCUCCAGCAGUGGCUGGAGGAGAACCCCAAAGCGGUGCAGCCAGAGCGCUUCCACCGUAGGGUUCUGCAGUGGCUGCAGGAUGACCUUCCCGACCUCUCCGUGUCUCGCCAGCGGAGCCGUCUCCAGUGGGGCAUCCCUGUCCCUGGAGACGCAGAGCAGACCAUCUACGUGUGGCUGGACGCCUUGGUCAACUAUCUGACAGUAGCAGGAUAUCCAGAGAGCCACUGUGAGUGGUGGAGCGCAGCUCACCACGUGGUGGGCAAAGAUAUCCUUAAGUUUCAUGCCAUUUAUUGGCCUGCGUUCCUCCUUGCAGCUGGGCUGCCCCUCCCAAAGGCUAUAUAUGUGCACUCACAUUGGACAGUUGAGGGGCAGAAGAUGUCAAAGAGCCUAGGAAAUGUAGUGGACCCUGUGGAGAGGUCAGAGAGAUUCACAGUAGAUGGCAUUAGGUACUUCCUUCUCAGGCAGGGGGUCCCAGACUCGGACGGUGACUAUUACGACGAUAAAAUUAUCAAGUUGCUCAACAACGAACUGGCCGGUUCUCUGGGUGGGCUUUUGAACCGAUGCACUGCUCUCUCCCUGAAUCCAGCCCAGGUGUAUCCUAGCUUCUGCAAUACGUGCUUCCCAAGAGAGCCAGCAGGGGGCAGCAUAGGAGUAAAAGUAAUGCAGGAGGAUUACAAGAUGCUGGAGGCUGUGUCCAGCCUGCCAGCGGUGAUGGAGCAGCAUUUUGAGAACCUGCAGAUUUACAAAGCACUGGAGGCCAUCGCAGGGUGCGUACGACAAACUAACGGAUUUAUGCAGAGACACGCCCCAUGGAAACUGGAUCGCAGAGACUCCCAGGACCAGCGGUGGCUAGACACCAUUUUACACGUCUCCCUGGAGUGCCUGCGGAUCUACGGCACCCUUCUGCAACCCGUGGUUCCUGCAACAGCUGAGAAGCUCCUCUCCAGACUGGGCGUGGGGCCUGAGGAGAGAAGCUGGGAGAUCCUGAACUUCCUGGCCCGCUACCAUGGAAGGGAAUGCCCCUUUGAGGGCAGACGGCUGGGUCCAGACACAGGGGUGCUGUUCAGUAGGUUGGAUAGGCCUGAGACUGACCAAGGCAAACUGAAGAGGACUAAGAAAGACAGGUCACUGAAGCCACUAUAAAAUGUGUUUUGAAGUACUGAUUUGGGAAUAGAUUUUUAAAUGCAUUCAGGAAAAAAUUGUACUGUUAGAGGUUUUCAGCAAAAUUACUCUUUGAAUUUCAGGUUGAUGGCCACAUGGUGGCAGCCAGCCAGUGCUAACUGACUCCAAGACUCUAAGUUAUAUUACAAAUAGUCCCCUCUUAAAAAAAAAAAAUUAAAAAAAAUUAAAAUCACACUGGUCUCUCA
Molecule: messenger RNA, 2417 nt
Organism: Anguilla rostrata (American eel)
Lineage: Eukaryota; Metazoa; Chordata; Actinopteri; Anguilliformes; Anguillidae
Gene: mars2
Product: methionyl-tRNA synthetase 2, mitochondrial
Exons: 3
Coding region: 325-2193 (622 amino acids)
Biological process (GO): methionyl-tRNA aminoacylation
Molecular function (GO): ATP binding; methionine-tRNA ligase activity
Source: RefSeq, a predicted model, not a curated record